AUGUUACGACGGUGCGCUUUCCGCUGUAAUACUGCGGCUGCUGCUUCCACUGUUGUUAUCCCCACUACUACUAACAGUAAUACUAAUAGUAGUGGCAAUACAAAUACAGUACGUACUGGUGUUAACAGUAAGAAUCAUGUUACUCCACAGCAUGUACCGAGUACACUGUUUUUGGAGCGUCGUGAAAAAAUUCUCUCCGAUCUUCGAGAGAAUAAAAAUGACAAAAGUCUUGCGGGUCGUGUGGAUCCACAAAUAGCACCACUUGUGAUGUUUAUUAACGAAAACUUCACUUCUUACGUGACAUCCAGUUCCUGUUCUGGGCGGGCUUCAUUGUUCCACAAGGGCCUUACAUCUGAUCCUCUCCCAACAGAACGGGUAGAACGGAAACGGGGUUCAUUUGGUCAAGGUACGUUAUUUCAAUCGCAUGAUCGAUUUCAUGAUAUGGAGAGUGUUGUAGUGGAGCAUUUAACACCUACACUAGAGAAUUUUGCAGCGUGGCGAAAACAACAAGAAGAAUAUAAGAAUAACGAUCCUGUUGUUUACAAGACGGAAUUACUACAACUUAAGUUUGAGCCGAUGAUUAUUCACAUUCUAUGUGAAACGAUGGAGGAUGCAUCCAAGUUACUGCAGUGUGCGACGGAGAGUGGACAGAUGGAGAGCGGUGUGUUGUCCUUCUCGCGAUGGACUAAUGAGCAGCGAAAGAUAACGUGUUGUAUCACAUCAUCAUUACGUUUAGAUAUCCCGUUAUUCGCGGAGGGUCAAUGGCUGUUGGGACACGCAAACUUUAACAGCCCGGAGUGGAGGGCGUUAUUAAUGAACAGCGUGAGACAUAUGAAUAUGUUGUUUGAUGAGAAUGAGGAGCGACGUUCUCGUUUUACCUCCGAGUUGAAGACUCGAUUGCUGGGUUAA
Messenger RNA from Trypanosoma theileri, 909 nucleotides. RefSeq lists its product as uncharacterized. The transcript has a single exon. Lineage: Eukaryota; Euglenozoa; Kinetoplastea; Trypanosomatida; Trypanosomatidae. The coding region runs from base 1 to 909 and encodes 302 amino acids. The record is from RefSeq and is a predicted model, not a curated record.